Molecule: messenger RNA, 685 nt
Organism: Caenorhabditis sp. 36 PRJEB53466
Lineage: Eukaryota; Metazoa; Nematoda; Chromadorea; Rhabditida; Rhabditidae
Source: the annotation of a GenBank genome assembly
AUGCUCAUAUUCCUCCUUCCGGUCCUUCUUCUUACGCUCUGCCACGUGGAUCUCUCCACUGCGUGCGGCUCUUCGACGGAUUCCGAGUACAUCCAGAGUCCGGUAUUUCAAAUGCAAAUAAGUCCUCCGGUUGGAUGGACCUAUUUCCCUUCGACUCCUUCAGUCACAAGUCAGGCCAUCUGGUACUUUGUCGGCCAAUCCAAUGACACUACGACGGCCAAGAAUCGAGCUGAUACUGAAUUGACUGCUGCGGUAAGAAAUGAAUGGAAUUCGAAUUUGAAGAGUGAAAUGGGUGGUUUCAGAUGCUGGAAGCUUUGAUUGCUGCCGAUCUGAAUACGAACGGAGUGACAGUCUCCAACGACUUCCAGCCGAUUCAAGUGGAGAAUCCGCAGACGACGACGCCGACCGGAAGUCUUUACGGAAAGGUCGAGGGAGGAGCCCUUGUGGCCACUGCUCCUGGAGUCUCUACUGGUUAGUCAUAGCAUCAGAAGGUAUCAUUCAAUAUAUCCAAUUUGCAGGUUCCACACUCACCUACACCGCCUACCACGUCACCCUCCGAGUGACCGUCAGCAACAUCGGAGCCACUCGCUUCUACUGGAACAUUGUCGAGAACACGUUCCUCCAGAAGAUGACCAUGAACUACAAAGCCCAAUUCACAGGAGAUGUGACCGUCACCAAAGUUUAG